Messenger RNA from Osmerus eperlanus (European smelt), 1747 nucleotides. RefSeq names its product fibrinogen silencer-binding protein (gene fsbp). The coding region runs from base 685 to 1683 and encodes 332 amino acids. NCBI's taxonomy places the organism in Eukaryota, Metazoa, Chordata, Actinopteri, Osmeriformes, Osmeridae. The record is from RefSeq and is a predicted model, not a curated record. The transcript has 5 exons.
UUCAAUUUGCAUGCAGCCAAUGGCGCUGCCGAUCUGAGGAGCGGGACAUUCGCCUACAGCAGCUCUGCUCUUGCAUGAAAACCUCCACACACUCUAACACAGCAAGAAUGCAGUUUAGAUAUAUGUGAAUAGUAUUUGUUUGGCGUACUCUAUUGAGAACCAUGCGCCGCUGCGGAGCGCCCAGCCAGCUGGGUAACCUGUCGAAAAAGCCCCGAUUCGUCCCUCCCGGCGCCUCGGUGUCCGGUUCUCCUGUCAGCUUACCCGAGCAGCUGAUGCCCAAACUCAGCUUUGAGCACGCGCCAAACAAGGUCCUGAAGAGGUUGGCUGGCACCUUCUUACCCAGGGUGAUAUGUGAUGAGAAGCCCCUGUCCUCCACUGGGCUGACCACCAGAGCCCCAGCACCAGGCCUGUCCUCCACUGGGCUGACCACCAGAGCCCCAGCACCAGGCCUGUCCUCCACUGGGCUGACCACCAGAGCCCCAGCACCAGGCCUGUCCUCCCCUGGGCUGACCACCAGAGCCCCAGCACCAGGCCUGUCCUCCCCUGGGCUGACCACCAGAGCCCCAGCACCAGGCCUGUCCUCCCCUGGGCUGACCACCAGAGCCCCAGCACCAGGCCUGUCCAGGGCCCUGGCCCGGGUUCUGAGUGCUGCAGAGAGCAGUGAGAAUCAGACUGAUCCUGGAGAUGGGGCUGCAGCUGAAGGCGACACGAGACCUGCAGAUGGCGUCAGGCUCAGUGUUCAUGUCCAACAUGGUGGGUAAGGCUCGCUCCUCCAACUUCACCCUGUCUGAGAAGCUGGACCUGCUGAAGCUGGUGCGCCCGCAUGUGCGCAUCCUGGAGGAGCACACCAACAAGCACGCCGUCAUCGUGGACAAGAACAAGUGCUGGGACACGGUGGCGGAGCAGUACAACGCCCUGGGGGGGGACCGGCCGCCCCGCACCGCCCAGGGCCUACGCACGCUCUACAAGAGGCUGAAGGAGGCGGCCAAACAGGAAGUGAUGCAACGCAGACACACCCAGAGAGAGUACAGAGGGAACAUCUCUGAGCCCACCAGGAGAGUGAUGGACAUGAUCCCCAACCUCUUCCACCACGUUCCCCUGCACGACAAAGAGCAGGCACUGCACAGGUUGGUGUACGCCAAGCCCAACUCCCCCCUGGAGCACCCAGGCAGCAGCUCCUCUCUGCCUGGCCUGUCUGACUACCCCGCCGCCCCCCUCACCAUCCGCCUGGACGGAGACCUGGCCAGGCCCGAGCAAGAGGACGACGUCAAGCCUCCGCCUGACCUCACCAUCCUGUCCACCCGCGUGGGCCUGGACCUGGAGCCGGACCAGCUGGACGAGGAGGAUGUCGGCAGCAUCCAUGGUUACGACGGCUCCCUCUCCCCCUGCCCCUCCUCCGUCAACAUCCCUCUCUCCGCCUCGCCACUGCCCCUGCGGCGAGACCUCUACCCCCACGACAUCUACCCCCGCCACGACCCGGACAGGCUCCGCCCACUGCAGCUGGCCAAGGAAGAGCACGAGCUGGUGCUGGCCAAUCACAGGAAAGUGGGCGUGUACCUGGAGGAGAAGAGGGAGGGGCUGAAACGGAAGCAGGAGUUGGAGGAGGAGCUUCUCAGAACAAAGAUCAAAGUGGAGAAACUCAGAGCUGCCAGACUCAGACACGGCUUACCCCUGCCCCUGUAACACACACACACACACACACACACACACACACACUGCCCCUGUAACACACACACACACACACACA